AUGUGCUCCCUCGGCCUCCCAGGACCCAACAACUUCCCCCCCGCCAACCCCCUUCUCAACCGCGCAUUCUCCCACUUCCUCUCCCACCACAACCUCACCCCAAUCUGGUCCCGCCCCCUCCGCCCGGCCACUUUCUACGCCCACACCUCCACCCACCUCGCCGCAGCCCGCCUCGCCGAGGAAGACAACAUCACCGCCCUCUGGCUCGCCAUCCUCUCCGCCCACAUCCGCGAGAUCGUCCCCAAGUACACCCCCGACGAGCUCCUCAUCCGGAAAGCAGCCUUCGCCAUCUCCGUCCACCACGAGUGCACCGUCCCGACCCGCGAGGAGGCCAUCGCCACCCUCGCCGCGCGGAACUGGAGCGUCCCCUGCAGGCGCAUCCCCAUCCCCGCCGCCGCCGGCCGCGCGCUCCCCGUCGUCGGCGCCCUCGCCAACACGCGCUACUUCCUCGGCUUCCCGCCCGGCAGCCCCAUCCUCGCGUACCGGAGACUCAGGAGCCUCGAGCCUCAUGACGCGCGCAACUUUGCGUACAAGGGCCGCGUGCCGCACCCGCCCGCCGUGCGCAUCGCGCGCAUGCAGCACCUCGCGGGACAGGUUGCAUCGCAGGUCAUCUCGCUGCUAGCCUUCGAUCCGGACGCACCGAACGACUUGAAGCCAGAGUACGCAACGCUGCUCACUGCGGAUUUGGACGACGGCGUUUCUGUUAGGGAUGUCCACGCCCGCUGGAUCGCGCGGUUCGAAAUGGGCCAGCGGACGGCGUACUCCCACGCCCUGCGCACCUCGCCCGCCGUCAAGGAGCUCGAGUCGCUCAUCCUCUCGACGAAGCGUGAAGAAAUGGCGGACGAGGAGUGGGCGGUGCUAGCUGCGCUGGCGGACGUCGUGACAUGGGACCGGCCGACGGGGGAGCACCCCGUGGUUUGGUUGCAUGUGAUCGCGAAGACCUACCACACCGACGAGGCGAAAGAAGUAAUUUCCAACAUAUUCGAAGGCGGUUUCAUCAAAAAUGUGUUGGUGUACCACGCAGAUAUCCUCCUAGGAAAAACCAUCCACGAAUACUACGCCGAAAACUACACCGGCGCCUACGUCGACGACCGCGCCCUCUUCGUCCCAGACACCAUCCGCAACCGCGUCGAUAUCGCCCCCGUCGCCGACCGCCUCCGCGCGCAGCUCCUCCGGCCCGCCGACCCCCCCAAGCCGGAGUCGGACGACGACGACGACGACGACCAAGGACUCUCCAUCACGCCCGCCAACAACAGCAACAAAGCCCUCACACGACACAUCUCCAUACAUCCCUCCCGCUCCCCGACGACCACGGGCCCGCAAACAACCACCCUCAACCACCACCCGCGUCCUCCGCUCCCGCCGGCAAUAAUGUCGACCCCCCUCUCCCUCCGGGGCCUCUUCCGCCCAACCACCACCCUCACAACAACCUUCACAACCACAGCAACCCGCGCCUUCACAACAACCCCGGCCCCCGCCCGCCGCGGGGCCAGCGUCUCCGCCGCGACGCCCGAAUACGCCAAAAAGAUCCUCAACCUCAAGCAGCACCUCUUCGCCCGCGCGCCCCCUCCCCUGCGCAUGGCCCGCAACCGCCACCUCCGCCACUGGACCAUCCACCGUGCCUGGCUCCUCCUCCAGCGCCAGCAGCGCGAGGCCCGCGAGCGCGAGCUCUACCGCAUGCACCAGGGCAUGUACAACGCCGCCGAGGAGCUGCGCCACACCGCCGGCCCGGGAACGAGGGACGAGGGCUGGCUGUAUCGCAUUUCUCAGGAGAAGAAGGGCGUCUACGGGGCCGGCGCCGUGCCGAUUGAGUAUGCGAGGUACCAGACCGAGACUCCGGCUAGGGUUGCGUGGAACCAUGAUUGGAAGAGGUAG
This is a messenger RNA of Colletotrichum siamense, 1875 nucleotides long. RefSeq lists its product as uncharacterized. Bases 1 to 1875 code for a protein of 624 amino acids. Gene Ontology annotation, molecular function: structural constituent of ribosome. The transcript is spliced from 3 exons. The record is from RefSeq and is a predicted model, not a curated record. Gene Ontology annotation, biological process: mitochondrial translation. Lineage: Eukaryota; Fungi; Ascomycota; Sordariomycetes; Glomerellales; Glomerellaceae.